Messenger RNA from Drosophila santomea, 681 nucleotides. It is a transcript of the gene fh, whose product is annotated as frataxin homolog, mitochondrial. Gene Ontology annotation, biological process: intracellular iron ion homeostasis; iron incorporation into metallo-sulfur cluster. The coding region runs from base 59 to 631 and encodes 190 amino acids. Gene Ontology annotation, cellular component: mitochondrion. The record is from RefSeq and is a predicted model, not a curated record. Gene Ontology annotation, molecular function: ferric iron binding; iron chaperone activity; ferroxidase activity. NCBI's taxonomy places the organism in Eukaryota, Metazoa, Arthropoda, Insecta, Diptera, Drosophilidae. The transcript has 2 exons.
AAAGUUGGCAGUCCUGCGACUGGUAUCAUAAAGUAUAAACAAAUCGUCAACUUCUACAAUGUUUGCCGGUCGCUUACUCGUCCGUUUGAGCCGAAGUCGGGCAUGCUUGGCCACCAUGGGGAGCUGGUCAAAGCCCCAAGCACUCGCCAACCAAAUGAUCCUGUCCAGGACACCACCGACAUCCACAGAUGCAAUUCAAUGCAAAGGAUCCAUUGCCAACCGCCGGUUCUUCAGCAGUGAAAUUGAGACGGAAUCCACGUUGGACGGUGCCACCUACGAGCGAGUGUGCUCCGACACCCUGGACGCACUGAGCGACUACUUCGAGGAGCUGACGGAGAACGCCGCGGAGCUGCAGGGCACGGAUGUGGCGUACAGCGAUGGCGUGCUCACCGUGAACCUGGGACACCAGCACGGCACCUAUGUGAUCAACCGGCAGACGCCCAACAAGCAGAUCUGGCUCAGUUCGCCCACCAGCGGUCCCAAGCGAUACGAUUUCGUCGGCACCGUGGCGGCGGGCAGAUGGGUCUACAAGCACAGUGGUCAGUCGCUGCACGAACUGCUGCAGCAGGAGAUACCCGGCAUACUGAAGUCAGAGUCCGUGGACUUCCUCCACCUGCCCUAUUGUAGUUAAUUCCGUGAUUAGCCUAAUAACUCCUCCAUAAAAAAGUCUGUUAAAACGUU